AUGUUCCUAGAGGUGAAGCUUCCAGAAGCCACUUCCUUAUUUGUCUUCCUGAGGGUAGAUCUUGGGACUGAGCAACAGGAUGUGACAAUUGAGAGCUGUUGUCCAGGAGUCCUGCACAUAGGGUACAGCAGUGACCAUGAGAAACUCCAAGGCAGUCAGGGGUGUGUGAGACAUGACCUGGUCCCCUUGGUGCUGCAGCUGCUUUUCCUCAUUCUCUUCUCUGGGGUCCUUGUGGCAUUUCUUCUCCAAGUUCCAAAGGUUCCCUGCACCCAGGAUCAGGAGAUCUAUCAGGAGCUCAUGCAGCUGAAGCCUAAAGUCGAUUCCCUGUGCCGUCCCUGCUCCUGGGACUGGAUGUUCUUCAACGGAAAUUGUUACUUUUUCUCCAUAACUAAACGUAACUGGAGUGAUUCCCUCAGGGCUUGCCAAGAAGUGGGGGCCCAACUAAUCAUCAUUGAAAGUUAUGAGGAGCAGGACUUUCUACAGAAGAUGUUUAAGAUUAGAAGCAAUUUCUGGAUUGGGUUGUCAGACAUGAAACAUGAAGGCUCAUGGCAAUGGGUGGAUGAUUCACCUUUGUCGCCAAGCUUUAAAAAAUAUUGGGCCUUAUGGAAAAAUGAAGACCAUUCAGAGACUGACUGCGCAGAACUUACAGAUCAUGGCUGGAAUGAAGACAACUGCAAAAAUGAGAAAUUAUGGAUCUGCAAGAAGUCCCCAGCAUCCUGCUCCAACAACUGA
Messenger RNA from Microtus ochrogaster (prairie vole), 732 nucleotides. RefSeq names its product CD209 antigen-like protein E. The transcript has 7 exons. The coding region runs from base 1 to 732 and encodes 243 amino acids. The record is from RefSeq and is a predicted model, not a curated record. NCBI's taxonomy places the organism in Eukaryota, Metazoa, Chordata, Mammalia, Rodentia, Cricetidae.